AUGAAUUGUAUCUUCUGGAAUUGCAGGGGGACUGGAUCAAAAGCUUUACCGGGUUUGGUCCGUCAAAUUCAGAAACGGUACAAUAUAGAUAUGCUAGCUCUUUUUGAAACCAAAGCAAGCGGAGAAAAGGCUCGACAACGAAGCACUAAUAUGGGUUUUAUGAAUGCCGAAAUUGUAGAUGCUGUUGGUUACAAAGGUGGAAUAUGGGUCCUUUGGAAUGAGGGAGUUUUUAAAAUCCAGGUCAUCGAAAAAUUUGAACAAGGCAAACAAUGGCCAUGGAUCAUUGGAGGUGAUUUCAAUGCCAUUCUCUAUGCUCACGAGCGUCGAUCUACUGCUCAAGGUCCCAGUACUACUGACCGUGAUUUUGGAAAUUGGUUUGAAAAUAUGGAGCUCAUAGAUUUGGGGUGCAAUGGUCCAUUUUAUACCUGGAAGAGGCAAGGCUGUGAAAGUCAAAUUGACCGAGUUUUAGCUAACAACCAGAGUAUGAAUGCCUUCCCCGAUGCCACUAUAAAGCACCUCCCUUGGUUUAAGUUUGACCACAGACCAAUCCUGUACCAAACUAAGAAUGAAGAGCCACAACUGAGUGGAGACCGUCCAUUUCGCAUGAUAGCUCCAUGGAUUCUUCACGAGGACUUUGCCAGAGUGGUGAAAGAGUCUUGGAUCUUGAACGCAGAUUGGACAAUCCUGAGAACAUUCGUGAUUUUCAGCCUAUCAGUCUUUGUAAUGUGA
Messenger RNA from Neltuma alba, 729 nucleotides. RefSeq lists its product as uncharacterized. The record is from RefSeq and is a predicted model, not a curated record. Gene Ontology annotation, molecular function: catalytic activity. Bases 1 to 729 code for a protein of 242 amino acids. The transcript has 2 exons. NCBI's taxonomy places the organism in Eukaryota, Viridiplantae, Streptophyta, Magnoliopsida, Fabales, Fabaceae.